Messenger RNA from Siniperca chuatsi (mandarin fish), 10190 nucleotides. Its product is annotated as receptor-type tyrosine-protein phosphatase beta-like. The transcript has 34 exons. Gene Ontology annotation, biological process: angiogenesis; protein dephosphorylation. NCBI's taxonomy places the organism in Eukaryota, Metazoa, Chordata, Actinopteri, Centrarchiformes, Sinipercidae. Gene Ontology annotation, molecular function: cadherin binding; protein tyrosine phosphatase activity. The coding region runs from base 205 to 8343 and encodes 2712 amino acids. The record is from RefSeq and is a predicted model, not a curated record.
AUGUACUCUGGUAUUUCCGACAGACGAGCGUUUCCACGUCGGUCACCAGCACUGAGAACUCCUUCACUGCAAACCUCCACAACAAUUGAAUAGAAGGAAGCGCUGCUCGCUGACUUUUUCCUCCUACAAAGACUCACUUCCCUUCAGCUCUUCUGUUCUGCUCAUCUGAAGCUGGAGGACGCACGAAAACUGCAGCAGAGAAACAUGGACGCCCUGAUUCUGGUUUUAUUGAUGCUUGUGAGAUUCAGCUGUGUGUCAAGUUUCCUCAUCAUGUUGACCCCGAAGAGGUUGUGUCUGUUAACCCAAAGUCAGGUCGUCAUCCUGGGACGCUGUGAUGUCACUAACUCCGCCCAGCAGUGGGCAUGGGUGGGCGGAGCCAGGCUGAUGCACACUCAGUCCUCCAGGUGUCUCUGGGCCGAUCCCAGCCCCCACCUGCCUCUCCACGCCCGCCUCGCCAAACUCAAAGACUGCAGCAGAGCACCGGCAUGGAGCUGCUACAACACGAAUGGAGCGUUUGGAUUGGCUGAGACACACAUGUACCUGAAGAAACAGGGAUCACGGGUGGUGAUCGGAGGAAACCUGCAGACUUCAGCGUGGAGGAAGUAUGAUGUCGACUCAGGAGGGAAUCAGCUGAUGACGUCUUUAUGCCCCGAAACAGACACAACUCCUGUCCCCACCAUCUUUUAUUCUUCCACACAUAAACCACUGGGACUCUCCAGCACCGUCUACACCAUCAGAAGUCCUGCCAUGACUGUCAUCAGUGAACGAUUAUCAAAUACAGUAAAAACCCACAGAACCACCAGACAAGUCACCACCUUAGAAGUCCACAGCUCAAUAAUGAACGAAGCUUCAACGUAUGUGAACGAUAUCACCAAUCCUCGAACCAGGAGGUCAGUAACAACAGACUUCAAUCCUGAUGUUUCAACUGCAGUCACAGAGCUGUCAGCUGUAAAUGGCAGCCAUAUUGUCUCCUCGAGUCUGGCUGUAUUCACGACUGACCGAUCCACAGACGUAUCGGAGAGUCUCCCUCAGCUCAGGACUGAAGCCAAGACGACAGCAGUACACCAAGAUGUUUCUUGGUCCACUUCCUCCUCAACUGGAAAUGAACCUGUGUUGACUGAAACUGCAGCUGUGACUCUGGUUUCCUCAACAUUUUCCUCAGAGCCAAACACGAGUGACACUGCUGAUCUUCUGGUCACCUCUGAGGUCACCUCUGAUGCUACUGUUGGUUUAUCUGCCGUUUCUGACACAGAGUCAAACCAAGAUACAAUUUAUACAACACAUUCAACUACUGACAAGAAGAUAACACACAAUAAGACCUACCUUUCAACUGCAUCCACCACAACUACACCUCCUCCUACGACUGCUCAUGUACCUUCAACAGGAGAUAUGACUUCUACAUCAAUCAUGGAGACAGAUCCACCAUCGACCCCUCAAACCCUGCCGACGAUUUCCCAAUCUUCACCCACAGUUACGUCGUCCCUGCAGACAGUCUUUACAGUUCAUCCAAAAACCGCAGCGAGCACCACGACUGAAGGUGCUCCACCAACGUCUCCAACAGCCGGGGUUAUGUCUACAGGAAGGAUUGCCACCUCAACUCCAACUAUCCCACCUACGAGUCUGACAAACACAUCUACAACCACAAACAACCCCACUACCACCCCUGUGACCACAACCAUUAUAACCACAAACAACCCCACUACCACCCCUGUAACCACAACCAUUAUAACCACAAACAAACCCACUACCACCCCUGUGACCACAUCCAUUACAACCACAAACAAACCCACUACCACCCCUGUAACCACAACCAUUACAACCACAAACAACCCCACUACCACCCCUGUGACCACAACCAUUAUAACCAAAAACAAACCCACUACCACCCCUGUAACCACAACCAUUACAACCACAAACAAACCCACUACCACCCCUGUGACCACAACCAUUAUAACCAAAAACAAACCCACUACCACCCCUGUAACCACAACCAUUACAACCACAAACAACCCCACUACCACCCCUGUGACCACAUCCAUUACAACCACAACCAAACCCACUACCACCCCUGUGACCACAACCACUGGAACACCUACAACCACAGAAAGUGCAACCAUGACGACCACAGCCAUCAUAACCACUCCCACGCCAACCACACCCAUGACAACAACUAUCAAACCCACAUCACCCACCACUCCAACUACCACCACAACCAGUACAACAACACCUGCAGCUACAACAACAACCAGAACAACCACAGAUCCUCUUCCUCCGACUACAAUUACACUUCAAACCACCAUUACACCUGUCCGGUCCCGCUGCUCCGCAAACUUCACAGAAAUCAGAUCCGGCCCAGAUUCUGUUGUGGUGAAGUUCACCACCGCCGGUCUCUCCUGUAACUUCACCCUGUUUACUGACGAGGACUCCCGGGCUGAUCCCACUGACUGUGACCCGGAUGGAGAGUCCGGGGACACCUUCAUCUGUCAGGUCCCGGGUCUGGAACCCGGGACUUUGUAUCGGUUAACGGUGAUUUCCACUAAGGAUGGAGAGAGGACCAACGCGUCAGCGCGCACGGACCCGGUCGGUCCGGCUCAGCUGGACGUUGAGCUGGACCAGGUUCAAAGCCAGUCUGUGGACCACAGGGGUUCUUCAGGUCUGCGGGUGUUCUGGUCUCGUUCUGCUGGUCAUGUGGACUGGUAUGAUCUGACUCUGGAGGACACCAGCUCCGGAUCCACCCGCAGUACCAGAAUUAUGGGUUCUGCAGCCCCCCAGUCUGGUUUCAGCUCCCUGGUCCCCGGCACUCUGUACACCGUCAGUGUGGCGGCUACAGCCGGGAACAAGAGCGCUCAGCCUGUCUACAGCUCAGCAGCUACAGCUCCGUCGUCUGUCCGCGGCCUCCAGGUGGCGUCCUCGUCCCCUGACAGCCUCGGUGUCUCCUGGCAGGCCGGUCCGGGCAGAACGGAGCGGUUCAGGGUUCUGCUGACGGAUCAGGACAGGGUUCUGUUGAAGAACAUCACUCUACAAAACACCGUGACCUCCGCCGAGCUGGACGGCCUGCGGCCUGGGACCCUAUACACCGUCACCGUGGUAACAGAGGCUGUCGGCCUGCAAAGCUCCGCCUCCAAACAGGCUGUCACAGUCCCAGCAGCUGUGUCCGAUCUGAGGCUGGACAACAACGGCAGCUCAGACAGUCUGCAGGCCUCCUGGGUCUCACCUGAAGGGGGUGUGGACGUCUACCUGGUGACCCUGUCGGCUCUGGGAUGGACCCCCCAGGAGCGUCGCCUGCCUCCCAACAUCACCCAGGUGGUCUUUGAGGGUCUGACCCCCGGUCGCAGCUACCAGCUGUGUGUCAGGACCACAGCUGGAGGCCAGAGCUCAGAGACCAGGACCAGCGGGAGGACAGUCCCUCAGCGGGUGUCGGCUCUCUCCAUGUCGCCUCUCGGUGACGGCAGGACACUGAGCGUCAGCUGGUCGCCCCCCACAGGCCACUGGGAUCACUACAGCAUCCUGCUGAGGAACGGCUCGGGGGUUCUGGUGAACCAGACCAUCGGUAAACUGAGCAGACAGCACACGUUCUCUGUCCUCAGUCUGGUGCCGGGACGGCUCUACGAGGCAGAGGUCACGGUUCACAGCGGCGCUCUGGGUAACACGGCGCGCUGCCACGGACGAACUGGGUCAGUUAACACUGCCCCUCGUCCCGUGCAGCAGCUGCUCGUCCGUCACGCCGAUGAAACCGCUCUGAGCGUCCUGUGGACUCGACCGGUCGGCGAGUGGGACGACUUCACUGUGGUCCUCAGACAGGCGGACCCCGCCAUCGUCGUGGCUCAGAGGAUCCUGUCCUGGGAGGCCAGAGAGUGCACCUUCAACAUCCUCACCUCAGGACGCCUGUACAUCGUCACCGUGACGACCAACAGCGGCAACCUGACCAGCUCUGCCUCUGUGACUGCACGGACCGCUCCGGCUCAGGUCACCAGGCUGCAGGUUUCUAACGGCGGCAGCACCGACAGCCUGCAGGCGCAGUGGGAACGAGCCUCUGGAGAUCUGGACUGUUACCGCGUCCUGCUGGUCCACGACAGCAGCGUCAUCAAGAACCAGAGCGUGGAGGCCGACGCCACCAGCAUCGGCUUCCACGCUCUGAGACCCGGAGCUCUCUACAGGGUGGUGUUAACCACCGUCAGCGGCGGACAGACCUCCAGACAAACUGUAGCAGAGGGACGCACCGUCCCGGCUGCAGUCGGCGAGGUAACGGUCAGUAACAACGGUCGUACGGACUUCCUCAGCGUGUCGUGGCGCCCGGCUCCAGGUGAGGUGGACAGUUACCUGGUGACGCUGAGCGACCGCGAGAAGACGCUUCACACUGUCUCUGUUUCUACAUCCAGUCCAGAGUGUGUGUUUAACUCUCUGGUGUCCGGACGUCUCUACAACAUCUCCAUCACCUCCCGCAGCGGCGUCCACCAGAACCACACCUUCGUCCAGGAGAGAACACAGCCGUCAAAGGUCCAGAACCCGACAGCGACCCACGCCGCUCGGGACGACUACCUGAAGGUGUACUGGCGUCCCGCCGCUGGAGACUUUGACUUCUACCAGGUGUUCAUCAAACACAACAACAUGUUCCUGCAGAACAAGACGGUUCUGAAGACGCAGAACGAAUGUGUGUUUAACGGCCUGGUGCCCGGCAGACUCUACACCGUGCUGGUGAGCACCUGGAGCGGGAAAUACGAAACCAGCGCCUCCACCCACGGCAGGACCUUCCCGGCGGCGGUCCAGUCUCUGGUUCUGGCCGGUCGGGGUACUGAGGACCUGCGGGUGACGUGGUCGGCCGCUCCGGGUGACGUGGAUCACUACGAGGUGCAGCUGCUGUUCAGCGACAUGAAGGUGUUUCCUCCGAUCACUCUGGGCAGCGGUGUGGGAGAGUGUGUCCUGUCAUCGCUCACACCCGGACGGCUCUAUAAGAUCCUGGUCUCCACCUUCAGUGGCCCCAACCAGAGGGCCCAGUUCAUAGAGGGCCGCACAGUUCCCAGCAAAGUGAAGAACAUCCACAUCAGUAACAGUGAAGACAGCAGCAGUCUGAAGGUGAGCUGGACUCCCGGUCAGGGCGAUGUGGACAGAUACUCUGUGUUUCUGUACAGACAGAACAGACAGCUGGACGCCCGGCUCGUCUUCAAACACCAGAACGAGGUGACGUUCGGUUCCCUGCAGCCCGGACAGACGUACAGCGUGACCGUUCAGUCUGUCAGUGGAGAGCUGCUGAACAACAACACAGCCACCGGACGCACAGUGCCCUCAGCAGUGUCUGGUCUCCAGGUGGAGGACCUCCACUCCACCUGCAGCCUGCAGGUGAGCUGGCAGGAGGCUCUGGGUGUGUCUGAUGGAUACGUCCUUCAGCUUCUGGAUGAAAGAGGCAGCCUGGUGACAAACUCCUCUCAGCCCUCCGGACACACCAGGUACAGGUUUGACGGCCUCACCCCGGGAAAGAAGUACCGAGUCCUGGUCCAGACCACCAGUGGGGGGGUCCACAGCCUGGGAGUCAGCUUAGAAGCUCGGACACGUCCUGCAGCCGUCACUGAUCUGUCCAUUAAAGCCAACACCACCACCAGUCUGUCCUUCCACUGGUCUCCACCAGAGGGAGACUUUGAGCUUUAUGAGAUCUUCUUGUAUAAAAGCGACGACUCGCUGCAGGAGAGACGACACGGCCAGUCCAGCAGUCAGCAGUGCUCCUUUCAGGGUCUCAGACCUGGAGCUCCGUACAAGAUGGUGGUGGUGACCCACAGCGGGGAGCAGAGCAACCAAUCAUCCAUUUGGGCCAGGACAGUCCCAGCAGCCGUGGCGUCUCUGAAGGCUCACAGUGGAAACCAGUCUGAUGCUCUGUGGGUGAACUGGGAUCGGGGCAAUGGUGAUCUGAGCGGGUACCUGCUGACUCUCUACAACCUCGACGGCUCUCAGCGGGCCAAGCAGCAGCUGGGGUCAGAGGUCACCGAGUUCGUCUUCUCAGACCUGGUACCUGGUCGACUGUACAAAGCCGAAGUGCUGAGCCUCAGCGGAGAGCUGAGCAACAGAGCCAGCACACUGGGCAGGACUGCUCCCAGACCUCCCACCUCCUUCCUGUUCGGGGGGGUCACCAACACCUCCCUGGAGAUCACCUGGAGCGGCCCCGUCGGCUCCGACUACGACGACUUCGACCUGCAGUGGACUCCUCUGGACCAGCUGUCCGUCAUCAACCCGUACCACAGCCGCACCUCUGGUAGCCGCAUCCUGAGAGGGAUGUUCCCCGGACGACUCUACACCUUCAGCCUCCGCAGUGUCAGCGGGGCCACGGAGCCCGGGGCCACACCCACCUACAGCACACCCAUCCACAACAGCAUCCGAACCAAGCCGGAGCGAGUCCACAACCUCCACUGUCGCCCUCAGAGCUCCACCUCCAUCUCCUGCUCCUGGGGGCCCCCGGAGGCUGACUACGACUCCUACACCAUCGAGUGUCUCCACCAGGACUCCCAGAUCCUGGUCUAUUCCCGACGCACCGGCCGAGACUCCACCGCCUACCUCAUCAACCAGCUGGAGCCCCACAAACGCUACACCGUCUCAGUGAAGGUGAUCUCGGACCAGAUGACCAGCGAGGAGGCUCAGGACAGCGUGGUCACCAUGAUCGACCGUCCUCCGGUCCCCCCCCUCAGUACCCGGGUCAGUGACAAGUCCGCUGUGGUCACCAAGUCCUCCAUCUUCUUCAAGUUUAACUGCAGCUGGUUCAGUGACGUCAACGGAGCCAUUAAGUUCUUUGCUGUGGUGGUGACGGAGUCUGAAGGAUCUGGUGACGUGCCGCCGGAGCAGCAGCACCCUCUGCCCUCCUACCUGGACUAUCGAUCCAACAGUUCCAUUAAAUCCUACCAGACCAGUUACUUCCCCAGUCACUGCACCGAGGGCCCCGACAGCAGCUCCCACAGCUUUGAGAUGAAUGUGGGGACGGGGAUGGACUCACUGGGAGGCUCCUGUGACCACAGAGACUCAGGCCGAGAUCCAGAGACCAGCAGAGACCUGAACUUGUUCUGUGACGGACCACUGAAACCCAAAACUGCCUACAGGCUCAGUGUUCGAGCUUUCACUCAGCUGUUUGAUGACGAGAAAAACGACUUCACCGUCAGGUCUCCUCUCUUCACUGAUACCUACCUGUCGCUACCUGUGGUCACCGAGGCCGAGCCUCUGAGCGGUGUGAUCGAAGGCAUCAGUGCUGGCAUGUUCCUCAUCGUCAUGAUGGUGGGAGUCACCACUCUGCUCGUCUGCAGACAAAAGGCUCGCAAAGUAGUUGAGGAGAGAGCGACAGUAAGGAUGAGUGUGAGGAGAGAGAGACUGACAUCAGGAGCUCAUCUGGGGGUCAGAGGCAACCGUCGAAUCUCCAGUCCCAUCAAGAUCCUGAACUUUGAGUGUCACUACAACAAACUGCAGGCCGACUCCAACUACCUGCUGUCAGAGGAGUACGAGGACCUGAAGGACGUUGGUCGUAAUCAGCCGCUGGACUCGGCUCUGCUGCCGGAGAACCGCGGCAAGAACCGAUACAACAACAUCCUGCCCUAUGACUCAACAAGGGUGAAGCUGUCCUACGUGGAUGAUGAUCCGUGUUCCGACUACAUCAACGCCAGCUACAUCCCUGGGAAUAACUUCCGUCGGGAGUAUGUCGCCACACAGGGUCCUCUGCCGGGAACUAAAGAUGACUUCUGGAAGAUGGUUUGGGAGCAGAACAUCCACAACAUCGUGAUGGUGACUCAGUGUGUGGAGAAAGGCAGGGUGAAGUGUGACCACUACUGGCCCUUUGAUCAGGAUCCACUGUACUACGGAGACCUGAUUGUCCAGAUGUUGUCAGAGUCUGUUCUUCCUGAGUGGACCAUACGAGAGUUCAACAUUUGCAGCGAGGAGCAGCUGAGCUUCACUCGGCUGGUCCGUCAGUUUCACUACACAGUGUGGCCGGAUCACGGAGUCCCAGAAACUACUCAGUCACUCAUCCAGUUCGUCCGGACUGUCCGGGACUAUGUCAACAGAAGUCCUGGAUCUGGACCCACCGUGGUCCACUGCAGUGCUGGUGUGGGCCGUACAGGGACCUUCAUCGUUCUGGAUCGAGUGCUGCAGCAGCUGGACACCAAGGACACGCUGGAUAUCUACGGCGCCGUCUUUGACCUGCGACUUCACCGAUCACACAUGGUGCAGACUGAGUGUCAGUAUGCGUACCUCCAUCAGUGUGUUCGUGAUGUUUUGAGAGCCAGGAAGCUCCACAGUGAGCAGGAGAACCUCCUCUAUCCUGUCUAUGAAAAUGUGAACUACAACUCCCAAAGAGAGAUGCUGUGCACCAGACGUUAAAGAUUGUAUUGACCACUGAGCUACUGAGCGAUAUGUUGAGCACUACUGGGAAACAUGGCAAUUAUAUUUUUCUAUCAAUGUUUAUAUAAUGUUUAGAGAAAGACUUUAUGAUUAUUUAUGUAACAUACAUGAUUAAUGACAACAGAACUGUACAUAUCCUUCCAUCAUAUCUGUGUGUCUUUGUAGAUAUUUUACAUUUCGAUAACAGCUGAUUUUUAAAUUGUGUUGUCUUGUUUUAUAAGCUAUAAUAUUUGCACAUUACAGUUAUAACAAAUCAUACAAAACAAAGCUUAUCACAUGCUUCUCUAAACUCUGUGUGAUGCUGAAGAUUGCAGUUUCCUGUAUGUUCAGAGGAUGAUGAUGAUGAUGAUGAUGAUGAUGAUGAAGUGAUCUGCUGCCUUUAUGUUUCUGUAAAGACAAACUGCAUCAUGUUGUCAAAAAACAGCUGAGCAGCAGCUCCUCUGUAGUGGUUCAUAAUGAAUGGAUGGAUUACUGAACAGGCCCCUACAGGGCACCAGGGGCCCCGAGGAGUCAGGGGCCCCAGAACCAGAGCCUCUGUUUAAAUGGACUGUUAUAAACUUCACAGAGCUCAGUCCUGCAGUAAACGUUAUACAGAGAGGUGUUUCUGUUACAAACUGCAUCCUCCACAGUGAUCCUGCAGUUUAAUUAACACUGAACAUUAUCUGCAGGUUUCCUCUCAGGCUGCAGCCCUGAGUACUGUCUGCAGGCUUUCUCUCAGGCUGCAGCCCUGAGUACUGUCUGCAGGCUUUCUCUCAGGCUGCAGGUUUCCUCACAGGCUGCAGCCCUGAGUACUGUCUGCAGGUUUCCUCUCAGGCUGCAGCCCUGAGUACUGUCUGCAGGCUUUCUCUCAGGCUGCAGCCCUGAGUACUGUCUGCAGGUUUCCUCUCAGGCUGCGUAUGAACAUUUUAACAUUGUUGUAUCUGGCAGCUAGACAAUCAGAGGACACUUUUAAAGAGAUUAAAAUAAGUACUGGUGGAAAUGACACACUUGAGUGUGGUUAACCUGCACAAUGUUACUGUAAAGUAAUGCAAAAUGACCAGGAGGAAAGCAGGAUGUGUGAUGUGUCUGUGCCCAGUGGGCCGUUCUUCCAUAAUCCAUCCAGGUCAUAAUGUUGUCACUGUACAAAUAAAAAGCCCCUGAAAAUGUGAUUUCAAACCUGGACUAUUUCUCUGUAACAGGAAAUGGUCAUGAGGAUUUACAACGACCAAAAAUCACAGCUAAAGUUAGGAAAAAAACAUCCGUAGGUUUUAUUUAUUAAAAGUUUCACACAUAGAAACGUGUGGGUGUGUUUCGAUCAGAUUUGAUUGCCAACACAAAGGUAACCACCAACAGUCAUCAGAUUUACAUUCAAAUGUUAAAUUCUGAUUAAAAAUGAUAAGCGCUCAGAGAAAUAACCCCAAAAUAUGUUUGUGUAGAACUCAGUCAUGCAUAAUGAGAAGCUCAUGGCUUUUAAUGUUCUUGUAUCAGUGAAAGGAAAAUAUAUUUUUUAAUCAUAAAUGUAUGUAAGAUAUUAUUUUAAGUGUGCAUUAUGUCUUUUUUUACCACAAGAACUGUGCUUCAUGUUGUAAGAACAUACCUUAUGCCAGAGCAGUUAAUUAAACACCUCAGAAGAUGUAGAAAUGUGUGAUUAUUCAUCCAUUAUCGAUGCUUACCUGCUCCGACAUGACUGUAAACUCACUGUGAAGGAAUGCUUCAUGACAAUGAUCAGAUUUAUGUCUCUCUGUAACAGUUUAUUCUUUGGCUGCAUAUGAAUUACACUGUGUAUGGGACAUAUGAUGACGCAUGUUUGUGGGUGUUUGAAUAAAACAAGUAAUUAUGUAUUUUCA